AUGUAUUACAUAUUGAUGCGACAACGUGAUUAUAUGGAGGCCAUGAAGCACAAUAAAAUAGUUCACAGACAUGGGGAGAAUAUCAGGAUUACAACUUGGAUCCAUACGGGUGCUCCUAUGGUAAAACUAAACACUGAUGGUGCUAGCAAGAUUGCUAUUAAUUCUGAGUUUGAAGGAAUUAUUAGGGAUGAUAAAGUUAAUUGGGUGUAUGGCUUCUCCAAUUUCUUGAGGAAUUGUAAUGCGAUAAAGGCUGAAUGUUGGAGAGUGCUUGAAAGUCUCAAGUUCAUAAAAGAUUUAGGCAUUAAUAAGGCCAAAGAUGAAGAAAAUGUAUAA
Molecule: messenger RNA, 333 nt
Organism: Vicia faba (fava bean)
Lineage: Eukaryota; Viridiplantae; Streptophyta; Magnoliopsida; Fabales; Fabaceae
Source: the annotation of a GenBank genome assembly